AGCCGGGAGCCUCGCAAAGAGGGGCUCCGGGCUUGACAGCAGAAAGGCAGGAGACUGGCUGCACCGAGGGAGGAUGAGCUGGUCACCGCCGUGAAGCUGGGCUUCUGCUUGCCGGGGGGAUCCAGAAAUGGGCUACUGCAGGAGACCGGGUCUGCUUUCCUUGCUGCUGCUCUCCUUGUCCUGCGGGGCCGGCGCCCGCCGCAGCCUCCAGACCAACCUGUGCAAGUGGUGCGACUCCACAGCCCCGGCGUGCGAGGAGAAGGUGUGCUACAGCAACUGCAACCUCAACUCCUACUGCGAGGACCCCUACGAGAUCUGCGUGGCAAUAUGGAGACAGGACAACGAGAGCAUCAGGAUCAGCACGCUCUGCCACAACCCCCAGCGCCCCAUCGAAAACCUCAUGGUCCCCAACUACAACACCUCGCGCUGCAUCAUGAGCCACCAGCCCAGCGAGGACGGCGUCAUCUACGUCUGUGGCUGUGUGGAUGAGCAGGAGUGCAAUGACAAACUCAUCUUUGAAAACCACACCAAUGGCUACUCCAUGCUGCAGAGCAAAGAGGUGAUCCCAGUGGCUGCCAUCAGCCUCCUGCCCCCGCUGCUGGUGGCGGUGAUGAUCACGGUGAUAUUUUACCUCUGCCGCACGCAAAAGCGACGCAAGAGAGCCAAGGCGUGGGGUGGGAAACAGGGACAGCCGCCGGUGCUGCCGGAGCAGGGGAAGGCAAGCGAGCGGGAGGAGAAGUUGUCGGUGCUGAUGGACGAGAGCCCAGCCAGCAGCAGCCGCCCCGCCGAGCUGCUGCCCAUCGAGCUGGACGAGAUGGUGGGCAAAGGGCAGUUCGCGGAGGUGUGGAGGGCCAAGCUGAGCCACAGCCGCUCGGGGCAGUACGAGACUGUGGCCGUGAAGAUCUUCCCCUGCGAGGAAUACUCCUCCUGGAAGAACGAGAGCCAGAUCUUCACCGACACCAGCCUCAGGCACGACAGCGUCCUGCAGUUCCUCACUGCCGAGGACCGGGGCACGGGGCCCCGCCGGGAGUACUGGCUCAUCACCGCCUACCACAGCCGGGGCAACCUCAAGGACUACCUCUCCCACCACGUGCUGAGCUGGAUGGACCUGCAGAAGAUGGCUGGGUCCCUGGUGAGUGGGGUGGCCCACCUUCACAGCGACUACACCGCCUGCGGCCGCCCGAAAAUCCCCAUCGCCCACCGCGACAUCAAGAGCACAAAUGUGCUGGUGAAGAAUGAGCAGGAGUGCGUGCUCUGCGACUUCGGCAUCGCCAUACGCCUCGACCCCUCCCUCACAGUGGAUGACUUUGCCAACAGCGGGCAGGUGGGCACCGCCAGGUACAUGGCCCCAGAGGUCCUGGAGUCCAGAGUGAACCUGGAAGACCUGGAGUCUUUCAAGCAGAUGGAUGUCUACUCCAUGGCCCUCGUUUUGUGGGAAAUGGCCUCCAGAUGUGAAGUGGUAGGAGAGGUAAAGAAUUAUGAGCUGCCCUUUGGGUCGAAAGUCCAGGAGCAGCCUUGUGUGGACACCAUGAGGGACAUCGUGCUGCAUGGCAGAGGCCGGCCCGAGAUCCCAAGCAGCUGGCUGGUGCACCAGGGAAUGCGCUUCCUGUGCGACACCAUCACGGAGUGCUGGGACCACGACCCCGAGGCUCGGCUCACCGCCCACUGCGUGGCUGAGCGCUUCAACCUGAUGGCACAGAUGGAUUGUGAUGACAUCCUCAACAACAACACGGACAAUGAGGCCAGCAAAACAGCUUCUCCAGGUGGGGAGCUCCAGGACAGUGAUGGGAGCAGAAAUGUUCAGUGAUGCAGCAGGCAAAAGUCCUCAUCACGAGGAACAAGAGGAUAAGGGAGAAGCAUUUAGCUCAUGGGGGAAAAAAACCCCACUGUUUUUCAAAAUGGAACUAAGAUCUAGUACAUAAAUUAUUUAUAAGAUCUGUUUCCUCCCACAGAUACAAUGAACUGAGGAAUCAAUAUUUUGGUUAAAGUGAAACAUUAUUAUAUGAACUUUGUACUUACUUAAAAUGUAUAAUGAUGCAAAGCAUUCCUUUUAUUAUUUUUUAAAAUAAUAAUGUUUAAUCUUUUAUUAAUAAGCAGCUGAAUUCCACGUCUAUCUUUUUUAAGUCCUUCCAUAGUGUCAUCAUGAGUUUCUUUUCUAGCUUAUUCUGCAGUGAUUAAAAUUUUCUUCUUUUUAAUGGCCUACACAUACACACACAAAAUCUGUUGUAGCAGGAAAAAAAGACAUCAUGAGACGUACCAUACCCUCUGUGGAAGAAAUGCUGACAUCCAAGAAAAUCACUCAUGCAACAUCGUCCAAAGAGCCACAAUAAUCCAGUUUGUAAAAGCCUUGAUCCAAUGCAACUCCAACAUACCUUUGCUCACUGGGAAUUCCUGGGCUGAUAGUUCAGGUGGGUGUGUGAAGCUUCUUUGAGAGUGUAGACACGGCUGCCUCACCCUCAGAACUCUCCAUGCAGGAUCUCUAGACAAGCCUUUCCCCCAUCAGACCAGUUUCCAGCCACCUCUAGCCAGAUCUGUGCCACAGUAACAGCAUCAGUCAACACAAGGGUGUUGGCCAAUUCCUCUGGAAACUCUCACACCUCCCUGCUGGGUUACCCCACUGGGGAAACACGAUCAGACUGAACUGAGACCUUUAUCCCCAUGAUUACCAGAUCAACCCAGGCUGCCUCCAUUCUGGCCAGCAAUUAAGGAAAGGUAAGUCACACCUUGCUCUGAACCCUGGUACUGUGCAAAUCCCUCCACCCUUGGGAGCAAAGACCUCAGGUGCCCCUAAGUCCUGCAAGCCCAUACCUGACACCUACACAGAGGUGUAUUUUUUGGGAUGCAUCUGAGAGGAAUACAUUUCUUGCCAUCACACAGCUGCAUGGACCAGCCCAGAAAGAGGGGAAGGGAGCAAACCAUGCACAGCCACAAGUUUUCUGCAGCUGAGGCUCCUCAAUGUGGAGCAGGGACACAGAUCUGCAGGGCUGGUUUGGCUCUCUUAAGUGCUCAGCUAUGACAUCACUAACCCAUAUAAAAACCUUUUCUUCUCUCUCUAUUGUUUCCAUCUCACUGGACUGUUUUUACAGCUGCUAAAUUAAAAACCUGAAACAAAUUGUCUCUAAACACUUCAAAGAAGGACAGAAGGAGAAUGAAUUAGGUUGCAUCAAAUCUGAAUAACAAAAAAUUUGCUUAGCUACCACUUAUGUCAUCUGCAACUGUGACCACACCUGUCAUUCUCACU
Pyrgilauda ruficollis (rufous-necked snowfinch) is the source of this 3241-nucleotide messenger RNA. RefSeq names its product TGF-beta receptor type-2-like. Gene Ontology annotation, cellular component: plasma membrane; signaling receptor complex. The coding region runs from base 128 to 1807 and encodes 559 amino acids. Gene Ontology annotation, molecular function: ATP binding; transforming growth factor beta binding; metal ion binding. NCBI's taxonomy places the organism in Eukaryota, Metazoa, Chordata, Aves, Passeriformes, Passeridae. The transcript is spliced from 7 exons. Gene Ontology annotation, biological process: transforming growth factor beta receptor signaling pathway; heart development; cellular response to growth factor stimulus. The record is from RefSeq and is a predicted model, not a curated record.